Molecule: messenger RNA, 3061 nt
Organism: Saccostrea cuccullata (small rock oyster)
Lineage: Eukaryota; Metazoa; Mollusca; Bivalvia; Ostreida; Ostreidae
Product: phosphatidylinositol phosphatase PTPRQ-like
Exons: 21
Coding region: 134-2941 (935 amino acids)
Biological process (GO): protein dephosphorylation
Molecular function (GO): protein tyrosine phosphatase activity
Source: RefSeq, a predicted model, not a curated record
GGUCCUUUCAAUAUUGUUCCUGCUUACUGGAGCAGAACAUAGGAACUGCUCAACGGUGGAGGAUUGUGGCGGAUACGAAGGAGCGGCUUGUACUGAAGGCCUGUGUCAGUGUGAUGAACAAUUCUUUGAGUUCAUGGCAAAUAAUUGUUCUUUAGUACCGACGGUUACAGUACCAGAAGACACUGCCGUUAUCUAUGGAUACACAGCCAAACUGAAUGCCACAGUUGUUUCACUACUACCGAUUACUUCCUUUAAAUGGCAAAAAAUAAACAGUGGUAUCCCAACAAAUAUAUCGUUCGACGACGACAAAUACGCACAGGACCUCACAAUCAAUAAUGAAAGUUAUGUUCUCUUCCUUCUUAUAAACAAUACAGAAUUUCCUGAUGAGGGCCAAUAUCGGGUUGUGCUGGAAUUACCAGGAAUUCUUCUGAAAAGCAAAAUAAUUUUUCUCAAGGUUACAGGAGAACGACCAGCGGUUGCCCUAUCAGAACCUCUUGAAUCUUCGUCCACUAUAACAAUUCCAUGUCUGGUCACAAUCUCAUCAGAUUCCCCUCCGCUAUUAGGAAUUACCUGGUUAAAAAACGGAAGGUCUAUAAAUAUCACGGGGAAUUUUCGGAAAUACAAUGGAGGAUCCUUGUCGAAUCCCAACAUCACAAUACAUAACGUGGAUUCCAAAGAUCAGGGAAAUUAUUAUUGCGAAGCAUGGAAUGCCAUAGGAAAGUCAUCGAGUGAUGUCAUUACGUUACGACCACCAAUCAUUUUCAUUCACGGAAAUAGUUCAGCUCCUCUAGGUGGAAAAGCAAUGAUUCUAGGAAACAUGUCCUCUGUUUUAUCUCUAACUGAUAUUAAAUGGCAAUCACAAAUCGAGAGUAAGGGCAUCCUGACCAUCGACGUAUUAUCUGCUAAAUACAAUGGAAGUUCUACAUCAUUGGAAGCACCAAUCCUUAUUAUCAACAAUAUAGAUAUGAAUGACAACGCUACGUAUGUUUUGAUAGCAUCUAAUAAACUCGGAACUACAGUUAGCAAUUCCAUGCAUCUGCAGAUCAUAAUGGUGCCGGUGGUCAGUUUAAAUGGACCGUCACACGUGUUGGAGGGUUCAUCCGCCGUGUUAAGAGGGACCAUAAAAUCAACAGAAACAACUACCGACACGUGGUUAAAGCAAUAUAACGGGAUGUCCUCCAUCAUUUUCAUAGAUAAUUACAAAUAUGUCAGACGAUUUGUUAUAACGGGUGAUAAUGAGAAGGAAAAUAUACUAGAAAUUAGAAAUGUUGGAUUUCAAGAUAUGGUGUUUUAUCAACUACGUGUAUCUAAUUCUGCUGGAGAAAGUUUCAGCAACAGAAUACACUUAGAUCCCAUAAGAGCCCCACCAUUGUUGGCUGACUCUGCCCUUGUGAUGAAUAAUAUUGUCAUGGAAACAACUAUAAAAAUAACUUUAAAUGCAACAUUUUUCACGAAUGACAUGAAUGGUCAUAUCGUUUAUUUUGGAGUAGCAGUCUGUUCAGAUUGUACUGAUCUAAAUAAACAACCUCGUACUCUGAGUUAUAUGUGGGAAACUCUUCAAGACUGGUAUGAGGCAAGAAUGAAUCAAUUUACUCUGUAUCGGACGACGGAUGAUAAUUUUAUGACAGCAAUAAAACUUCAUGUUCAAGAACUUGGUGUAUCAAGAGCAUUUUUGUUUACUAUUGGUGAGGAUAACAGCUGUCACUCACGUGGGCCUCGGAGUUACUGUAAUGGACCUCUACGUCCAGGGCUUACCUAUAGGUUGAUAUUAUUUGCUUGCACUUUGGCGGGAUGCAGUCAAUCUGGGUCAAUAGGACCAUUUCAGACGACUAUAGCUCAAUCAUCAAAGGCAGGCAGCACAGUUCCUGUUGUUGUAGGAUCGACUUUAGGGGUCAUUGUAAUCGUGAUACUGGCAGUUGUUGUUAUUGUCUUAGUACACAGAAAGUACAGAGAUAAACGGAAAAAAUACACCGACCUUUCCAUGUCAAGGAUAGGAGAAGGCAAAAGUGGAUAUACACAAUUAAGGAGAGAUUAUAAUAUUAAACCUAUCCGGGUCGACUCUUUAUUAAAUCAUGUGUAUGAAUUAACCAAAGAGAACGGUGCAAGACUAAGCAACGAAUUUUCAGAAUUGACUUCACUCGUCUCAACAAGUUCUGCAAUUGUUGGAAAACUGAUGCAAAACUUCGAGAAAAAUAGAUCUUCAACAAUCCCUUAUGAUUUCAAUAGAGUCAAGCUGCAUCAUCCCUUGGAGUUACCAGAGAUGAACUAUAUCAAUGCUAGUCAUGUCUUUAAUAAUGAGUACAUUAUAACCCAGUAUCCACAACGAAGAACCAUGAUUGACUUUUGGGACAUGAUUUGGGAGCAGAAUGUAUCUGCAAUUGUAAUGCUGGCUCCGUUAAACGAAAUGGAAAAGUGCUUCCGUUACUACAGACGAAAACAAGGCGCAUCAUGCACAUAUGGUGAUGUGGUUAUAAAACUCAUGGCUACAUUUAUGUAUGGCAAGAACUUGAAAGGCAGAAAAUUAAAUGUUUACAAGAAGAAGAACAAGAGAGUAAAAAGAAUUAUCACCCACUUUCAUGUUUAUGCUUUGGAUGAAAGCACAGUAGCCAAAGACAUUGUUGAUUGUAUCAAAAUUAUUCGUUCGAAUAUUCAAGCUGGGGUAAAGCCCCUUGUUGUACACAGUGGAUCUGGUCCGGAAUGGAGCGGUGUUUUCGUCCUGAUGGAUUAUAUUAUUCAAAAGAUCAGAAAAGGAUCUGAAACAAUCGAUAUAUCCUCAGCAACUCUUCAACUUCUUGAUGAAAGAAUGGCGGUGCUUUCAAAGAAUCAAUAUGCCUUACUGUAUUUCUGCCUAGAAAAUUAUCUUAAACAGAGUACUAUAAAGCACGUUUCAAGCUCACCAGACGGAGAAGAAAGUGCAAGUUCAUAUGAAACUCUUCCAUAGAGAAAAGAAAUAUAAUGUGUUUCAAGUUUAUCUUAAAACGAAAUGUUUAAUUUCAAAUAUUUACAUUUGCUAAUGUUUUUCUUUAUAUAACGCUGCUUAUAAAAUUGAAAUUCAAAUUUC